Messenger RNA from Lactuca sativa (garden lettuce), 451 nucleotides. The record is from RefSeq and is a predicted model, not a curated record. NCBI's taxonomy places the organism in Eukaryota, Viridiplantae, Streptophyta, Magnoliopsida, Asterales, Asteraceae.
AGAGGGGCAUACGCACACCACAACCCUCAAAUGAAACUUCUCUCCGGCUUCUAAGAAAUUGAAGAACAAGAAGAUGAUGAAUGACAAGAUGAAAGCUUUGAUGAUUGGAGUUGUAGGUGCCGGAAUCACACUUUCUGCUUAUUCACAAACAUACAUGACUCCAACUCAGUGUAUCGGCACCGGCCUUGUUAUACUAAUUGUAGGACUUUUUGUCGGGGAAGGUAUCCUUCCGGUAUAAUUUACCCUUUUUGUCGUUCACCAGAAAGACUGGUUUUGAUCAUUCACAGAUGUUUGUGUAUCUGUGGAGGAUCUAAGAAAAAAGAACAUGUGUCCCGAUAUCCAGAUCUAGAUCCGUUGUAGUUUAUCUUUUUGUAUUUCUUUAGUUUGUAACCUUCAUGGUGAAUCAAGAUCCUAAAAGUAUAUGUCAUGGAAUCAAAUUAUCAUUUUUCUU